This is a messenger RNA of Cetraspora pellucida, 530 nucleotides long. The record is from the annotation of a GenBank genome assembly. NCBI's taxonomy places the organism in Eukaryota, Fungi, Glomeromycota, Glomeromycetes, Diversisporales, Gigasporaceae.
AUGCUAUAUUUUUGGUUCGAAGAAAUGAUUUACGAAUUCAACUAAACUUCGAAGCUACUAUAAAACAUACUAGAUAUCAUAACCAACCAACUUAUUUUGUUUGUGCUAAAGACACUUACCAUGAUAAAUCUCUUUGUGGUAUACUUAGUAAGAUUGUGUAUGAUGACACAUCUCUGUUAGUAGAAAAUACAAAUAAUAAUGGAAAAAAUAUUAUUAUUGACAAACCUCCAAAAUAUAUUAUAAUCGGGCUUUUAAACUGUGCACCAGAUAGAAUUCAAUUACCUGUCACUCCUGCGUUUGCACUUACAGAAUUCAAAUGUCAAGGUGCCACAAUAAAAAAAGCAAUCGUCAAUUUAAAUGGUAGUAACAUAAGAUCUGGCAUUUAUGUGAUGUUAUCCCGAGUACAAAGAUUACAAGAUAUUAUGAUACUUCAACCCUUUAAUCAAUCAAAACUAAAUGUAGCCAUAGAACCAAAUCUUAAAAAUGAACUUGAACGUCUUGAAAAAUGUUCUGAAACAACAAAUGACUAA